Messenger RNA from Spirodela intermedia, 2489 nucleotides. Lineage: Eukaryota; Viridiplantae; Streptophyta; Magnoliopsida; Alismatales; Araceae. The record is from the annotation of a GenBank genome assembly.
AUGGCUGUCGCGGGCGUUCACCCUCCAAGGAGCCCGAUCCACGACCGCCGUCUGCCCUGCUGUGGGACGGCGUCCAGAACGGCCGGUGUCGCUUCCCGGGAGAGCGUCUGCGGAUUCUGGCUUCAAGGGAGGUGCGCUCGCCUUCCUUGUCCGUUCCUUCACUGCCGCGAUCUCCAGCUGUUGGUCGUCGAGGAACAGCCCCUGAAGAGUCAUCGUUAUUCUCUGUCAAGAAUGCCGAAUGCCGCCACCCCCCUCCGCCGCUUCUCGAUCUAAUUCACCCGCCGCCGACGGCAGCCACCUCCAGAAGCGGACGAAGAACGGCGGUGGGCGUAGAUCUUUUCAGCACCGAGCUUUUGAAAGUAUUAGAAAAAUCAGUAAGAAAAAAAGGUACCGCACGGCGGCGUGGUGACCUCUCUGCUCUGCUGGUUCGACAACCCGUUCUCCGUCUUGUUGGACGGGAACGUCAAGGUCUUGGCAGCGGUGGACAAGGAGGACGGGAGGCUCGAGCUUGAAGAGACCUACGCCAAAAGCGACGAGCUCUUCGCCGGCCUUGAGGACGGAACCAUUCUCGCCUUGAAGGGCGUCCUCGAACCCGCCGGGGCGAGAAUGGUUCCGUCCUCAAGGCCGGCGAAGAGCGCGUCGCUUGUGGUGGCAAGCGUGGAGACCUGACCGCUUGUCCCCGGUAAGACGAGGCCCCUUCGGGAUCUCUUGGCUUCUACGUCUCCGCUCUUCGUCCGCUUCCGGAGGUGGCUGCCGUCGGAGGCGGGUGAAUUAGAUGGAGACGCGGCGGAGAUGGGUGGCGGCAUUCAUAUUUCUCCAUACGAGGCUUCUUGGCGGAGAAUGACGCUGACUCUUCGGGGGCUAUUCCUCAACGCCCAACAGCUGGAAUCUGCAGCAGGUCUUCCGGGCAGCGACAAUCGCCGUUCUUGACGACAGCCCACAGCACGGCAGACGGCGGUCGUGGAUCGGGCCCCUUGGACGACUUCCAUGGCAGGUCAGGGAGAGCUCAACGGAUGCGACAGAUGCUGCUUUUGGAAACGCCGAAGUUAAAAAAGGUACGAGGAGCUGCCAUGGGCCGGUCAGGAUGGUGUUUCUUAUUUGGGCUGUUGCUUCCGGUUCGGCCCAUGUGGCAUUGGAAAAAUCUCACUGCCAGCCAUUUUUAAUUGAUAUUUUUUUAUUUGCUCAAAUUUUAAUUGAAACCCUUUUUAUUUAUUACUUUGAUUCGAGAGAAAUCAUGUUGACCUGGUUGGUCGAGUCAGAAAAUUUUAGCUUUAGAGAACAAACAAAGGCAACUUUUAUGUAAUAUUGGUGUCAAUCUCAUCAAUCUUAGGAACUUUAAGCAUUGGUCAUUUACUUGCUAAAGCACGUAAAAAAUUCUCAAGGAGCCAUGCCUUAUGCAUCAAGAAAUGCACAUAAGUGAUAGUAUUUCUACCAAGGAAAUGUAUUUUACUGUGGUGUGAUAUAUAUUUUUUUUGUGGUGUGAAUUUAUGCAAGGCUAUGUCCUAAAAUAAUUUAUUUUUAUUUUUUUGUUUAAUGCUGUCAUCACAUUUAACCUUACACGAGUUCAAAAUAUUUAAUGUAUUAGCAUUAUCGGUUUAUUUAUGCAUAUUGAAAAUAUAAUAAUAGGAAUUAACCAUUUAAGCUGCUCACCAUAUUAGUAAUCUAAACAUCUAGUAUGUGGCAUUUCACUUGCUCGUGGUGUAGAGAUUUUCAUGUCAUAGGAAGAUCACCAUGGUCAUCAGAUGUACCCAGAAGAGGCGUUAGCUUGUCAUGCAUGCUGUUGAUGGCUGAGUUCUAUGCAUAGGAUGCAACCCACUGCGUUAGAAUAUUUACAACUUCUCUCCCAAGGGUAUAUAUAGAUAGAUAGAUAGAUAGAUAGAUAGAUAGAGAGAGAGAGAGAGAGAGAGAGAGAGAGAGAGAGAGAGAUCACGUUUUCAGGCUGCCAAAUUUGUUUGGGCUUUUCUCAUUUCUUUCUCCCACCGUCCCUCUCUCUUCACGCCAACUUGUAUGGACAAAAAGGCAUAGCACUGUUUGCAUGAGGCGAUGUACGCAAAUGCGUGUGUAAUGUGUCGAGAUUCAUCAUGCCGGUGUUUGCAUGAGUCGGUUUCUCCUAGCGACGCUCGGCUGGGGUAGUUCCACCUUCUAUAAAAAAUGGGUUUCUGUUUCUCCUCUGCAACGCCUGCCCCAGCCAUGGGAGAGAACCUGGAGGUGCCUCAGCCGAGCGUCUCAGAGGACAAACAGAAACCCAUGGGAGAGAAACUGGAGUUGCCACACCCGAGCAUCGUAGAGGAAGCGGGGGGCCGUCGGAGACCAAGAAACGGAAAACUGAAGACUCGGAGGAGCUCUCUCUCCCAGCCUCUCGGAAAAGCUGCAACUUUCAGUACAACAGUGUGCUUUCAUUGAUCCAUAUUCUGCUUCUUUGUUCUCAGUCUUUUGUUUCUUUGGUCUCUUUUUGUUUUCCUUACAACCUUUCAAAGAUUUGGGCGUGA